UUAUUGUUCGCCGGGUUGUCGCAGUCGGGUUGAAUUCGCAGAAGGACCUUAACAGUGACAGGAGGCGUGAUAGCAACGUUCGUAUACUUGAGGAAAGUUGAAUUGUGUCCUGUAUUAAAACGUUACACUGACGUAACAGGACUUAAGAUAAGUUUUCUUUCCGUAAUGGAUGCCCUGCAAAGGAGAGUGAUCAGUGAGGACACUGUUCAGUACAAACUCUUCUCGAUCCAAACAGAUGGUUUGUCUUCUCAGAAAACAGAGGAACAUCUUUCACAUCUAGUUGAGGAGAUCUUUGCAAAUGUUGCUCCACUCUUGGUUCAGUACAUUUGGCAGCAUCAGUCAUUCAAUCUUAAGUAUCAUCCAGAGCAAGGAGAUGUCCCUGCUCACAUUGGAGGCAGCACUCAGUUCGGUGACAACGUAGACGAUGAGUGGUUUAUUGUUUACCUCCUGCAGAAGAUAACACAGAGUUUCCCAGAGCUUGCAGCCAGAGUUGAGGACAAUGACGGGGAGUUUCUUCUGAUUGAAGCUGCAGAUUAUCUCCCUAAAUGGCUUAAUCCAGACACCAGUGAACUCAGGGUGUUUCUCUAUAAGGGAGAAUUGCAUAUUCUUCCCUGUCCAUCCAAAGCUAAUCCAGUCGGCAUUUUAAAGGAUGUGGUACCCAGUGUGGCCCAAGCCCUCAUGUUGCUCUCCACACACCCAGACACCUGUCGAGCGAGUCCGAAGAUUUGUUCAGUGCUGAGGAAACGUCUUGAAGGAUACCCAGAGAAGAUUAAAACCAGUCUCCACCGUGCCCACUGCUUCAUACCAGCGGGUAUUGCCCAGGUGUUGGCACAGCGGCCUGACCUGGUCGCCCCUGCAGUAUCAGCUUUUUACCUGCGGGAUCCAGUAGAUCUGCAGGCGUGUCGGAGCUUCAAGACCUUUCCUGCUGAUACAAGAGUCCUCACCACGGUGACAUUCACCCGUUGCCUGUAUGCUCAGCUGCAGCAGCAACACUUCACACCAGACCGAAGGAGCGGCUUCACUCUGCCUCCUCGCUCUCAUCCUCAGCACAAAGCUCAUGAGCUUGGCAUGAAACUGGCACAUGGCUUUGAGAUCCUGUGCUCCAAGUGUAGGCUGCCUUCAUCUGAACCCGACGCCCCCGUCAGCUGUAACCCUCAGUGGAAAGGCUUCAUGGACAGUCUGAAGAGAAACGGCUAUUUCCGGGGAGAACUGGAGGGUUCCACACAUUGGAGAGAGCUGACCAGAUCCGCAGAGAACUUUUUCAAACAGUCAGUUGCCUUAAAAUCGAGUGCUUUGUCUCCAGGUGAGGAGGUUCUCCAGCUUCUACACAGCUGCGAUGCAUUCAGCUUGGAGGAGCUGAAGAAACAAGAGUCACAUCUCCCCCAAGAGGACAGCGACAGCUGGCUGGACAUCACAGCUCAGGAUUUGGAGCAUAUGUUGCAGGAGAGGAGUUGGGGGAACGCUCAUGUUUCGAGCUCCGCCAAACAGACGCAGCAUGUCAGCGGUGCAAACGAGACGGAGGAAAAGGAGAAGGAGAAGGAGAAGGAGGAGAAAGAGGAGAAGGAGGAGGCAACUUACAGCCUGAUAGCAGUCAGCCAGGGGAUGAAGAACUUCCUCAGCGCCGUAUCGUCACAUGAGGGUGCUGAACUGCCCUGGAGCAGCUCAACUAAUCCUUUUGGUUUCGAACCAGAUGCGAUGGCAAAUGCCUUUGACAGACUGCUGGGAAGUAAAGAAGAAGAAGAAGAGUUAGAUUCAGAUGAUUUAGAUGAUGAUGAUGAUGAUGAUGAUGAGGAAGAAGAAGAGGACGAGGAAGAAAAACAAGGUGGUCAUGCUGAGAUAAACGGAGCAGAAAGUUUGGGCGGUUUGAGAAAAUACAUGGACCAAAUGGAUCAAGAGCUGAUGAGUACUAAUAUAGGAAAGAGCUUCAGUCAAAGUAAUAACAACAAGGCAGACUCCGCUCAUCUCUCUGCCACAGACGGUUUCCUCGGUGAGGGAGGAGUGGAGGAGGUGGAGGACGAGGAGAUCCAGCCUCUUGACGUGGACUUAAACCUGAUCACAAACCUGCUCGAGUCCCUCAGCAGCCAGGAAGGGCUGGCUGGACCGGCCUCCAACCUGCUGCAGAGCCUGGGUUUGCACCUUCCACCCAACUCUGAUUCAUGUAACAAACAAGAAGUAACUCAUGAGUGAGAAGAGUGAUUAUUGGAGGAUAUAACAAAACGUAAAUGGAGUGAAAGGAACAUUAAAGGGACAUUUUAGAACAGUGUUUCCCAACCCUGGCCCUCGUAGACCCCUGUCCUGCAUGUUUUAGAUGCUCCAACACACCUGAUUGAUUUCAUCAACUUAACGUCUUUGGUUUUUGAGAUAUUACCAUAGAUGCAGGCGAAGACUGAGCCGCAUGACUUCAGGAACUGCACUGACGUUUUGAGCGUCGCAGGCCUCCGCUGAUUGAUCAAAUUUCUUAAUUAUGUCUGAUUGAUCGAAUUUCUUAAUUAUGUUUUCUGUGAUGUAGCUGGAUCUCUGCUGAUUGGAUCUCUGCUGGGUGAAAUGCAGGUGUUUCGAUCUCAGUAUUGCAUUGUUUUGGAUGUCUGGGGAAGUUACAAAUCUAGUUCUUUGCCUGGCAAAGGUUUAGUUUGUAUGUCAUUUUUCUGCAUGUAAAGAUGCUCAAAAAGCACAGUUAACUGGUUUCCUGCAGUAUUUAAUAACAAGCAAAAAUCAAUCAUUUGUGAUCAUCAUCAACUGGCUUUGUUUUCUUUUACUGUGAUAGCAUUUGUAGCUACAUCACCCAGCCCCAGCUUUUAUGGAUGUUUAAUUUGUCCCGUGGAGUUUUCACUGUAGCCAAACAUGGCUUUGUUUAUACAUUAAUUCACUGUAAAGCUGUGUACUUUCAGACAGCAGGCACUGAAGAAAUUUCCCAUUAAGCGUUUGCAAAAACCUUUUAUUUCUUUUUUACAGAUUAUACAUGUGCACAAAAACAAAAAAGCAGACAUUUCAGAUGCUUGAUUUCCUAUCAUGGGGUUAUAUUUCUAGCAGUGCAUAAAUAAGUGCAUUUAUCUUUGGUUUUGGUUGCACUGUACACACACAUACGGACGUUCUUAUCCACGUCGCCAUGAAUCUUUAUGACAAGUUGUUUUAUUGUUUUGUUUGUUUGUUUUUCUUCAUGGCGAUUCCUUGGGAUACAUGUCUUUAUGUAUUGUUUUUUUACAGCACUUGCAGUGAGUGGGUAGAAACAGUAGAAUAAAUAUUUUUGCAAAUAAACUCUGUGUCUGUCUGAAUUUAUGCAGACCGUCUUUGCUGCACAAGCAUUUAUUUUUUCCUCCUGAUAUUUUAUUUCCUUUUUCAACACAAUACAGUAUUGGAUGCACAUUUGACAAAGGCUGAAUAUUGCUUCUAGCUUAUUCAAUUAUGGCACCAUAUAGUUUCUGAUAAAGACUUUACAACUGACUCGGGAUCUUCAUUGAACUUCAUUGAAGGGCAACUUUCACCUCUGGUGAAAUAUUCUCUCAAGUCAAGAAUCUCAGUUU
Messenger RNA from Solea solea (common sole), 3521 nucleotides. RefSeq names its product ecdysoneless homolog (Drosophila) (gene ecd). The record is from RefSeq and is a predicted model, not a curated record. Lineage: Eukaryota; Metazoa; Chordata; Actinopteri; Pleuronectiformes; Soleidae. Bases 166 to 2187 code for a protein of 673 amino acids. The transcript is spliced from 14 exons. Gene Ontology annotation, cellular component: nucleus.